Molecule: messenger RNA, 1503 nt
Organism: Aspergillus uvarum CBS 121591
Lineage: Eukaryota; Fungi; Ascomycota; Eurotiomycetes; Eurotiales; Aspergillaceae
Product: cation:proton antiporter
Exons: 7
Coding region: 1-1503 (500 amino acids)
Biological process (GO): proton transmembrane transport
Cellular component (GO): membrane
Molecular function (GO): antiporter activity
Source: RefSeq, a predicted model, not a curated record
AUGGCGGGAGGUUUUCUACCUUAUCACGAGCCAGGAAUUGUCGACAUCCUCAUCCUGAUUUCCUUCUUUUUCAUCUUGUCCUUGGCAGAAUGGGCCUCAGCGAAGAUAAUUCGCGCCGGCAUCAUUGGCCAAAUAGCGGUCGGUAUCAUUUACGGUAAACCUCUCGCCGAUAUCCUUGAACUGGACUGGCAAAAAACUUUUCUAUUCCUCGGCUAUGUUGGCUUAAUUUUGAUCAUAUUUGAAGGUGGUCUCAACGCUCGCCUGGAUCUUUUAAGGGCAAAUCUGGUGCUUAGUAUGCUCGGUGCAGCCACCGGUGUUUGUUUCCCCAUUGGCCUUUCGUACCUGCUUCUCUAUUUUGCAUUCGGAUAUGGUGCUGUGGAAACCUUCAUUGUUGGAGCAGCGCUAUCUGCAACCUCUUUGGGUACAACUUUUGCGGUGAUAUCUUCUGCUUCCAGCACCGUCGAUCUUGCACAGACCCGAGUAGGCUCUGUCCUGAUCAGCGCGGCGGUUAUUGACGACGUGGUUGGGCUUGUCAUGGCAAGCGUCAUCGAAAAUCUUGGUCAGCUUAGAGGAGGAGGUGAUAGUGGUGGUGGUGGCGGCGGAGUCAAUCUCGGCUGGCUGAUUGGACGCCCUAUCGUGGCCUCGAUCGCGAUGGCGAUUGUAACACCCCUCGCGAGCAAAUACCUGUUCGCGCCGACGUUUCGACGGUUCAUCGAGCACGACUUUGCGCGUUUCGACCACAUCUCCAACAUCAUCCUGAUGACUCUGUCGCUAUGCGCGUUCAUCACGAUUGCGGCCUACGCGGGAACCUCAGUACUUUUUGGCGCCUUCCUGGCUGGCACAUUCCUUACCUACAUCCCCAGCAAGCAGCUGACUGGCCCGUUCGUCGUGAUGAGCCGGGAGGAGGGCGAGAAGCUGGCGCACAAGAGCCCGACGUUCGUCCACACCUUUGAGCGCUACCUCGUUGACGUCCAGAAGUACUUGAUGGAGCCGUUGUUUUUCGCGAGUAUCGGCUUCGCCAUCCCCUUCGUGCAGCUGUGGACCGGCAAGCGGAUCUGGCGAGGGAUCGUCUUCACGCUUUUGAUGGUCUUUGCCAAGUUUGUCGUGGGGGUUUGGGUGCCGAUUUGGGGCCGUUGGCCUGCUCGCAAGCAGGAGCCGAGUUUAGCGUCGGUAGAGAGUAGUGGUAUGGAAAACGGAAGCCAGGCGCGUGCAGAGAGUGGGGAAGUAAAAGACCAAGCAACCACAUGGCUUUCGGCAUUCCUCUUGGGGUCUGCGAUGGUCGCGCGGGGCGAGAUUGGGCUUCUGAUCAUUGAGAUUGGAUAUAACGAAACAUCCUACGUCAGCGAGGAGGCCUUCAUCACGGGCGUGUGGGCGAUUCUGCUCAAUACCAUUAUUGGGCCUGCCACGGUAGGGCUUCUGAUCAAGUACUGCGGCAGACGCAUUGGAGAGGGCGAAUGGGGUCUUCAGCGCUCGGUCAUAGGCAUGGAGGUGCCCCCAGCUUAG